ACAGCAAACAACAGAGAGAGCUCUGUAGGAGCUGUUGUCGUUCGAAACGGAACGGAACGGAUAGGUGGGACCGAAGACAGAGGAGAAGAAGUGCUAGUAGCAGUGGGGAAGUAAUUCUCUGAUUUAUUAACUGGAAACUAUUUUUGGAAAGGCAGAGCGUUUCCUUUCGUCUCUGGUUCUGUCUGCGGAACAAGUGUCACCAGCAACAGACGGUUCUGUUGCAUCAGUUUGGCCGUAGGUGACCCCCACCCCUCCGCCAAAAUCCGGCUGUUAGAUGUGACCACGAGGUUGAUUAGGAGAACCCACCAUGUCUUAAGCGCGGACGGGCCCUCCGGAGCCCUGUCCCCCCACUCUGGACCGCCCACCCCUUCCCCCAUCCACCACCUCGCCCCUUCCCCCAUCCCGCUCCCGGACCUCCCUGCACAUGCAAGGGACAGGCUCCCCAGCCCCGGCUCCUCGCUGGCACACCCCUCCCCUCCCCCCCUAGAGAUGAGCCUGCAGAAGCACCGGCAGCUGGCGGGCGGGGUGAUGGGCUCCGACCGGGACCUGCAGUCCACCACGUCCUCCAUCUCCCUGCCAUCUGUGAAGAAGGCCCCAAAGAAGAGGCGCCUCUCCCUGGCCUCUCUUUUCAGACGGCGGGGUCGGGAGUCCAAAUCAGCGUGCCAAAGGUCCAGAGAGCUGCAGCACCCUGGACCCUUGGGGCUCGGAGGGGUGGACGGCAUCGCCAGCAUCGAGAGCAUCCACUCUGAGAUGUGUAACGACAAGAACUCUGCCUUCUUCUCUGUGGCUGGGACCGGAGCUGCCUCUUCUGCUGCUGCUGCCUCCACCUCAUCUGCCUCAGGGCCUUCCUCCUCCACCGCCUCCUCCAAGGUGGGGGGUGGGCUGGCGGCAGAGCUGCUGGAGUGCCCGCUGUGCCUUCUGCGCCACACCAGGGAGAACUUCCCGGACAUCAUGACCUGUCCUCACCGCUCCUGCAUCGACUGCCUACGCCAGUACCUGCGCAUCGAGAUCUCGGAGUCACGCGUCAACAUCAGCUGCCCCGAGUGCUCGGAGCGCUUCAACCCGCACGACAUCCGCUUGAUCCUGGGUGACCGGGCGCUCAUGGAGAAAUACGAGGAGUUCAUGCUGAGGAGGUGGCUGGUGGCCGACCCCGACUGCCGCUGGUGCCCCGCGCCGGACUGUGGGUACGCAGUAAUCGCUUUUGGGUGCGCCAGCUGUCCCAAGAUCACAUGCGGCAGGGAGGGCUGCGGCACGGAGUUCUGUUACCACUGCAAGCAGCUAUGGCAUCCCAACCAGACCUGUGACGCCGCGCGGCAGCAGAGAGCCCAGAGCCUCCGCCUGAGGACGGUCCGCUCGUCCUCCCUCAGCUACAGCCAGGAGAGCGGCACUGCAGCCGACGACAUUAAGCCGUGUCCGCGGUGCGCCGCUUAUAUCAUCAAGAUGAACGACGGCAGCUGUAACCACAUGACCUGCGCCGUCUGCGGCUGCGAGUUCUGCUGGCUCUGCAUGAAGGAGAUCUCGGACCUGCACUAUCUGAGUCCGUCAGGCUGUACUUUCUGGGGGAAGAAGCCAUGGAGCAGGAAGAAGAAGAUCCUUUGGCAACUGGGAACACUGGUGGGCGCCCCCGUCGGCAUCGCACUCAUCGCGGGCAUAGCCAUCCCCGCCAUGAUCAUCGGCAUCCCCGUGUAUGUGGGGAGGAAGAUCCACAACCGCUACGAAGGCAAAGAUAUCUCCAACCACAAGAGGAACCUGGUGAUCGCUGGUGGAGUGACCCUCUCUGUCAUUGUGUCUCCGGUGGUGGCUGCAGUCACUGUCGGCAUCGGAGUUCCCAUCAUGCUGGCCUACGUCUACGGCGUGGUGCCCAUCUCCCUGUGCCGUAGCGGAGGCUGCGGCGUCUCCGCUGUGAACGGCAAAGGAGUUCGCAUAGAAUUCGACGAUGAGAAUGACAUGAAUGUCGGCAGCGGGGCGGCUGCUACCGAUACUACGUCAGUGGCAGACACCAGGAACAACCCCAGCAUAGGCGAAGGCAGCGUCGGGGGGCUGACGGGCAGCCUGAGUGCCAGCGGCAGCCACAUGGACCGCCUGGGGGCCAUCAGGGACAACCUGAGCGAGACAGCGUCCACCAUGGCCCUGGCCGGGGCCAGCAUCACCGGCAGCCUCUCCGGCAGCGCCAUGGUCAACUACUUAAACAGGCUGGAGGUGCAGGCCGACGUGCAGAAGGAGCGCUGCAGUCUGAGCGGCGAGUCUGGAACCGUCAGCCUGGGCACAAUCAGCGACAACGCUAGCACCAAAGCAAUGGCUGGAUCCAUUCUUAACGCCUACAUGCCCCUCGACAGAGAUGGGAACAGUAUGGAAGUCCAGGUUGACAUUGAAUCUAAACCCGGCAAACUGCGGCACCACAGCGGCAGCAGCAGCGUCGACGACGGCGCCCUCGCGGGCCGCUGCGGCUGGGCCUGCUCCUCCAGCGGCUGCGCUUCCUCGGACGGCAAGGGAGCCUCCGCCAAGUGGGCCAAAGAGGCGUCCUGCUCCUCCUCCUGCAGCUCAGGGGGCAGAAAGAGCAAAGGCAAGCUGCGCAAGAAAGGCGGCGGGGGCACCAAGAUCAACGAGACGCGCGAGGACAUGGACGCCCAGCUGCUGGAGCAGCGCAGCACCAACUCCUCGGAGUUCGACUCCCCGUCGCUGAGCGGCAGCCUGCCGUCCGUGGCCGACUCCCACUCCAGCCACUUCUCCGAGUUCAGCUGCUCCGACCUGGAGAGCAUGAAGACGUCCUGCAGCCACGGCUCCAGCGGGGGCGACUACCACACGCGCUUCGCCACGGUCAGCCCCUUGCCCGAGGUGGAGAACGACCGCCUGGAGACCUGCCCCGGCUCCUCGUCCUCGCCGCAGGGACACGGAGCUGUCGUCGCCCCCCAAUCCCCCACCUCCACCACCUCCACCACCUCCUCCCUGGGCCACGGCGUGGAGCUCUCCCCUCUCUGCUUCAUCACGGCGGAGAAUGUCAACCUGGUGUGCCCUGCUGAGCUGGACUCUCACAGCAACGCCAGAGAGCUGCUAAAAGAAACCAACAACAACCACCAACCGCCUCACCCGACCCAAACCCAGCAGCAGCAGCCCAAGAACUCCUGCAUACAGACCGACAUCUGAAAUCUCAAUUAUCUGCUGCACAGAUGAUAUUUUUCGUUAACAUCUUUUCCUCCACUGAACUAACGAUCACAACUUUCAGUUUAAUCUGCGUUUUAUUUUAUUCCCUGAGUAAAACAGAGAUCUGUGUGUCCACUGACGGCCAGAUGGCUCUUUGGAAGUAAGGCAGCCAUGUAAGAAACAUUAAGGUCAUGAACGCUGGUGUUUCUCCCUGUGCGACCCGCCCGAUGCUUCUCUUUUUUUGACGGUUCACUCACUCGCCACUUGUAACGGAGACGGCCCACUGAUUGGGUCGCUGUCCUAUCGGUGUGCGUGGUUGUUCAAACAAAACCACUGUGCCGGUUCUUUGCUAGUGUUUUUUUUUUUUUUUGGGCUCUCCCAUGCGGAUGCAACACCAUGCGGGAAUCUUAAUGUUACAGCUUUCCAGAAGCCAACUCAAAACAGGGUCCAGGCAAUAUGAUUCACUAUUUCCUUUUGUUUUUUAUUUCUCCCCUUCCAAAUGUAUUAGUAACAGAAGAACCUUUGUGUUCUUGUCUGUAUUUAUUUUUAGACGUCUUUUUUUCCCCCAGAUAUUUGUUUGAAAUGAACCCUACAAGGUAUAAUUGUAAGGCCUGGGCUUAACAUCCUACAUCAUUUUAGCGCUAAAACCAGCUUGUAACACAAGUGAGAUUCUUUAGAAUGAGAGAUGAUAUUCUUAUCAGCUCUCUCUAGUGACCACAGAGUUUACACCUGUGGCUGAUGUCGCCAAAAACCCUCAGUGUGCGUGUGUGUUUCUUUUUUUAGCGCUAAAAUGACUCGGAGAAACCAGGCCUCGUUAGGUUUCUGUGAUGAUGUGUUGGGGGGGGGUGUUAAUUUGAGAGAGCGGUCUCUGGAAGGCCACGGUUUUCAAAGAUAAUGCUGAAAGUCAUUAUAUUAAGAAAUUAACCAAUGGGUUGGUUCAAUUCUGUGAAAUUGUAUAAAAGAAAAUGUUUUUGUCCUGUUCAAAGGUGAUUUAUUCAGGCUGAUGGCCUCGCCUCACCGAGUAAGAGAGAGCUCUGAUAUCUUUCUUCGUUAACUCAUGGUGCCUUCAAGAAGCUGUUUGUGUUCUCUGCGUUUGUUUCCACUGUGUCUUCACCACUCAUUCUAGGUUGCAGACCGUCUUGUCUGUGUAGGAGGGACGCUCAUUCUCACACACACACACACACACACCAUUCAUACUGUGGUAGACAUGGUAAAUGAAGACUUUUCAAUUGCCUACCAAAGACAGCACUCAGGCUCUUGUUAAAUCGUAUACCUUUGAAUUGUCCCCGUAGACCCAGUAUAGCGCGUCCUUUUGUACACCGCGGGGGACGAAUGAGGACAAGCCCCAGGACUGUACGGACAUACAGACUGCUGUUUUUCUACAUGCGCCACAAAUGCUACGCAAAUAUCCGAGGCUGGCGAACGGCCUCGAGACACCUGCACUGUUACCUGUAUUUCUUAUAACAUCGAUGUUCUGCAAUGCACAAAGUUUAAUCGGGGUGGGUGUGUUGGUUCUGGGUUCCUCCUCCAUGUUGAUUUUUCCCGCGUUUCCCCGUUUGCGUUGCCGACCGGUGCUGCUCAGCAGACUUUGACGUCAAAAUCCGUUUUCAAGCACUUUAGUGUGUGCUUUAAGCCUGUCUUCUCUGCUCAGUGGUCGGCUUCGUCGAGGCCACUGAGUCGGCUCAGGUGAACCUCUACCAGGUAGGUGAAAGCACCUUGAAUGCUAUUUUGACCCAUGUCUGUUACCGAAUGUACACCGAGUCUGGUUCCUCCCCCAUAUUAAAAGCAAAAUGCCGUUUUUUUGUUCUCUCUCCUCGGGUUCGGUUACUCAAUCCUUCACCAAAACUCCAGUUUCUUGAUCCUAAUUUGAACACUAGUGCCAGAUAUAAUUUGUCAUUUGUGCAGAAUGGCAUACGGUAUUUGUAUAUUUGUUUGGUAAUUUGCUUUACUAAAUGCGUGUAAAUGCAUAUCAGAAAAAUAAAAAAAUCUAAAUGAAA
Messenger RNA from Anarrhichthys ocellatus (wolf-eel), 5138 nucleotides. RefSeq names its product E3 ubiquitin-protein ligase RNF19A. The record is from RefSeq and is a predicted model, not a curated record. Gene Ontology annotation, biological process: protein ubiquitination. NCBI's taxonomy places the organism in Eukaryota, Metazoa, Chordata, Actinopteri, Perciformes, Anarhichadidae. Gene Ontology annotation, molecular function: ubiquitin-protein transferase activity; zinc ion binding. Bases 490 to 3144 code for a protein of 884 amino acids. The transcript is spliced from 10 exons.